CAGCCGGGGAAGAGUACCUUGCGACGGAGCUUCAGUUUCAUGUCUAGCCUGUUCUAGACUAAUCCCCCACAAUGCCCGUGUUUACUCUAUCUCCUGCCCGCAAGAUUGGCCUUGCGCUGACUGUUGGUCUCGCUUUCUUCUCUGCUUUGGCAGCUGCCCAAGAUGCUAUCGCCGUCGGCGAUCUGUCCGUCAGGGAGAUCGAGGAGCAAUUGCAGAGCUGUCCUCUCGUGGAGUCCCUGAAUGAACAUAAGCGUGCAACAAGUCCCGAGACAACAAGCUUGACGUCAAAGGUCUUCUCAAUUCUGUUCCCCGGAAGCCCAGCUGUAAACUCUCUUCUUGCUACAUUGUACAUUUCGGGCCCUCCGAACUUCCUCCUUGCACUAUGCCCUCCGAACAUCGACCCCUCGUCGUUGUCCGUUAUGGUUGCUUUCGCAGUUGGAGGCCUUCUGGGCGAUACGCUCUUCCACCUUCUCCCGGAAAUUUUCCUCGGUGAAGACUCCCCAGAGCAUGUGAGCUUCGUCAUGGUCGAGCCAAACCGCAAUCUCCUCCUUGGCCUCGGCAUCAUGGUCGGCUUCUUCACCUUCGUCGCCAUGGAUAAAACUCUCCGCAUUGCCACUGGAGGCGAAGGCCAUGACCACUCGCACUCGCACUCCCACGGCCAUACCGCGCAGGAGACCGGUGUAACCACCGGCGCCAGCACGGGGUCAACUAAUAACGAGCUCAAGAAGCGCAAGUCUGCAAAGCCAGAGCCAGAGGCACCCAGCGCCGUCAAAGAUGAGGUUAACCCAAGCGUAAAACUCGGUGGCUACCUCAACCUAAUCGCCGACUUCACUCACAACAUCACUGACGGCCUUGCCAUGUCGUCCUCCUUCUAUGCCUCGCCUACCAUCGGCGCAACGACCACAGUCGCGGUCUUCUUCCACGAGAUCCCCCACGAGGUCGGCGACUUUGCCCUUCUGAUCCAGUCUGGUUUCUCUAAGCGCAAGGCCAUGGGUGCGCAGUUCGUAACAGCCAUUGGUGCCUUCAUUGGAACCCUUAUUGGCAUCGCGGUGCAGGAGUUUGGUGGUUCUAACCCUACUACUGCAGAUGGAAUUCCAGGCUCGCCCGCUUCUGGGCUCUUAGGAACUAGCCUUACAUGGGGCGACAUGCUUCUGCCUUUCACGGCGGGGACCUUCCUUUACGUCGGCACGGUCUCGGUUAUCCCCGAGCUGUUGGAGACUGGAAAGAACAAGGGCGAAGAGAUUAAGAAGACCAUCAUCCAGUUCAUCGCUGUCGCUGUUGGUGCCGGGAUUAUGCUUGCGAUCUCGUGGGAUUAAAUCUCGUCCUCUUGUCAGAUAAUAGUAUCUAUCUAAACCAACAGUGGAUCAAGCCUUGGUCCCGAUUCGCAGCACAAACCCGUGGAGGACCAUCCAUACCGCACCCAUAACAUCUAGACGAACCGCACUAGCCACCAGGCCUACUACACUUUCGGGACAACCCUUUAACUAUCUCUAUAUCCGCAACACCACCUACCCUAAUGUAUCCAAUGCGGUUUACGCACACCUACACCUAGAAACGACACCCAAAAAGAAAAAUAUCUAGAAGAUCUAAGCCAAGCAACUGUACCACCAGGUAACACCGCUAGAUUAUAAAAUAUAUGAAUUAUACUAUUUCACUUUGCAAACGCCUAGU
Aspergillus versicolor CBS 583.65 is the source of this 1671-nucleotide messenger RNA. RefSeq names its product Zn(2+) transporter YKE4. The record is from RefSeq and is a predicted model, not a curated record. Gene Ontology annotation, molecular function: zinc ion transmembrane transporter activity. Gene Ontology annotation, biological process: intracellular zinc ion homeostasis; zinc ion transmembrane transport. Lineage: Eukaryota; Fungi; Ascomycota; Eurotiomycetes; Eurotiales; Aspergillaceae. The transcript is spliced from 4 exons. Gene Ontology annotation, cellular component: membrane. Bases 72 to 1316 code for a protein of 414 amino acids.